This is a messenger RNA of Colossoma macropomum (tambaqui), 1739 nucleotides long. RefSeq lists its product as uncharacterized. NCBI's taxonomy places the organism in Eukaryota, Metazoa, Chordata, Actinopteri, Characiformes, Serrasalmidae. The record is from RefSeq and is a predicted model, not a curated record. The transcript is spliced from 15 exons. Bases 189 to 1739 code for a protein of 516 amino acids. Gene Ontology annotation, cellular component: membrane.
UGUGGUUAAAAAAGGACAUAGAAGAGAAGGCAAGAAAUGGGGCAUUUGGUCAGUUCACCACAACCCCGCCCCCCUAAAGAACUCCGUAGUUGGUUUCCAAAUCUGCAGUGGUUUCUUGUAGACGAACGUCACUGAGCCACAACAGUAACAGAGUUCAUCUUCAGAUUUUAUACAGGCUGGUGAUCAGGAUGGCCUCCAGUUUUGUACCUGUCACGAACACAAGAAAUGGCUUCACCAUCGUGACCCAAGUGGUACCAGGAGGAACAGAGCAAUAUGGCCUCGGGGCUGGAGGCGGAGUCUCAGUUAAAAAACUUCUGGAAGGAGAGCCAAAGGCACUGGGGACUGUCCAGAUAAUGAUCGGGAUCAUGACACUCUUGUUUGGCAUUAUUAAAACGGUCUAUGUUCCACAUGUGGGUGCCUAUACUGGCGUCACCUACUGGGGAUCAUGUUUUUAUAUCACCUCAGGAUCUUUGUCUGUUGCUGCAGGCAAUAGAGCUGAUACCUGUGUGGUGAGAAGCUCCCUGGUGAUGAAUAUAAUCAGUGCUGUGACUGCAGGAGUAGCCAUUGUUCUGCUGUCAUUUGACAUGUUCUGUCAGCUAAAACGUUCACUUUAUUUCUGUUCCGAUCAAGAUUCUUAUGAAGACUACUGUGAAAUGUUGUCAGGUGGAAUCAGUGGAGUUCUCCUGGUGUUCUCUCUGCUCGAGUUCAUCAUCUCCAUCUGCACUUCUGUGUUUACCUACAAAGCCACCCACUGUGCUGGAGCUCCGAUCAGUCAGAUGCUGAGCCCCAGGCCUUUCUACCAUCCUGGUCCCGCCCAAGUGCCACAGAGUUCCUACUCCUCCACAACAGAAGUGCUCCAUGCCAGCCGUUACAUGCACUGCACUCAGCAAGUCACAGCUCACACCAUCAAGUCUAGAGCUACUGGGGGCAACAGCAGCAGCACUUCUUUCAGCCGCCUUCUACUUUCUCUGUUGUUCACUGCAUUGUCGAUGUCAGUGAGGGUGCUGUUCAUGUGCAUCACCCAAGGCCCCCAGGGAUCCUCCACUGGCACUUGUGCUGGUGUUCAGUUGCUCCUAAGCUCCGGGGGGCUUCAGGGAGUUUCUACUCUCAGAGAUCCGAAAGCACUGGGGCUUGUGUUCAGGAUGGCCAGCCAUGUUAUACCUGUUGAAAAUGCAGGAAACGGCUUCACCAUCUUCACCCAUGUGAUCCCACCACAAACAGCUCCAGGGGGGCUCCAGGAAGUUUCCACUCUCAGAGAGCCGAAAGCACUGGGGACUGUCCAGAUACUGAUUGGGAUCAUGACCUAUUUGUUUGGGAUUGUGUCAGCAGUCCACUUUGACACUGUGUCUGGCUACAGUAACAUCAGCCGCUGGGGAUCAAUGAUCUAUAUCAGCUCUGGUGCUCUGACGGUUGCUGCAGCAAACCAGCCUCAUCCGUUUGUGGUGAGAAGCUCCCUGGUGAUGAAUAUAAUCAGUGCUGUGGCUGCAGGAGUAGCCAUCGUUCUGCUGUCUAUCGACAUGUGUCCUUUUUUGCAUUACCACUUUAACUUUCAGGCACUGUCUUAUGGUGUUUGGAGUGUGUCGCGUGGAAUCAGUGGAGUGCUGCUGGUUUUCUCUGUGCUUCAGUUCAUUGUCUCCAUCUUCACUUCUGUAUUCGCCUGCAAAGCCACCUGCACUGCCUGCUGUGCUGGAGCGCCGGCCGUGUUUAUCAUCAGCAAUCCUGAAACACAAUCUGGCUGA